Molecule: messenger RNA, 3264 nt
Organism: Coturnix japonica (Japanese quail)
Lineage: Eukaryota; Metazoa; Chordata; Aves; Galliformes; Phasianidae
Product: putative glutamate receptor
Biological process (GO): monoatomic ion transport
Cellular component (GO): membrane
Molecular function (GO): ligand-gated monoatomic ion channel activity; signaling receptor activity
Source: RefSeq, a predicted model, not a curated record
CCUUCCCAUAGCAGCCCCUUGCCUGGCUCCUCCCGCUGGCCUUAUAACAGCGUGGAUGCAGCGAGCCUUCCCGUUCCAGCAGUUCCAUUUCCCUGCCCAUCGAAGUGCUGCAGCUGGGACCUGGUCAGACAGACCAAGCUGGGAGAGGCUGAAGGAAUUGCUGAAGUUUCCUCUAAACAGUAACUAUUUCUGCUGCAAUGGACAGAGGACUUCACUUUAUGUUCUGUGUGGUUACAACUGUGCUGCUCCUGAGAGAAUCGAGCCAGACAGGAGCAAUGAGGAAUGAUGAUGCUAUGAUUAAGGCCAAUGGCUUGAGGGGACCAGAAGAGAAUCUUCCAGUUUUGACUGUCACAACGAUCUUGGAAGAUCCCUAUGCCAUGGUGAGAAGUGCAGAACUGGAGGGAUACUGCAUCGAUUUGCUGAAAGCACUUGCUUCAAUGCUUCACUUCAGCUAUAAGGUGAAGGUGGUGGGAGAUGGGAAGUAUGGAGCCAUCUCUUCCAAUGGGAACUGGACAGGGAUGAUUGGAGAGAUUCUGAGACAGGAAGCAGACAUUGCAGUGGCUCCCUUGACAGUCACAUCAGCAAGGGAAGAGGUUGUCUCCUUCACUACACCAUUCCUGCAGACUGGGAUUGGAAUCUUGCUUCGAAAGGACACCAUCUCCCAGGACAUGUCUUUCUUCCACUUCCUGGCUCCUUUCAGUAAGGAGACUUGGACUGGCCUCCUGUUUGCUUAUGUGCUGACGUGCAUCUGCCUCUUCCUCGUUGCCAGGCUGAGCCCUUGUGAAUGGAAUGAGCCAAAGAAUGAAGAGAAUCACUUCACCUUCUUAAACAGCCUCUGGUUUGGAGCAGGAGCGCUCACGUUGCAAGGUGCCACCCCUCGGCCCAAGGCGUUCUCCGUGCGGGUCAUCGCUGCCAUCUGGUGGCUCUUCACCAUUGCUUUGUUGGCCGCUUACAUCGCCAACUUCACUGCGCUGCUGAGCUCUGGCAGCGAGCAGCUCACGAUCCAAACGUUUGAAGAUCUUGUAAAGCAAAGAAAGAUCGAGUUUGGGACGCUGGAUGGCUCCUCCACUUUCUACUUCUUCAAGAACUCCAAGAAUCCCAUCCAUCGGAUGAUCUUUGAAUAUAUGGACAAGAGACGAGACCAUGUUUUAGUCAAAACCUACCAGGAAGCAGUUCAGCGUGUGAUGGAAUCCAAUUACGCCUUCAUUGGUGAAUCAAUCUCUCAAGACCUUGCAGCCGCCAGGCACUGCAAUUUGAUCAGAGCCCCUGAAGUUAUUGGAGACAGAGGAUACGGCAUCGCCACUGCCCAGGCAUCGCAAUGGACUGAGAAGCUCUCAGUUGCUGUCCUCAAACUGCGUGAAUCGGGUGAUCUCGACUACUUGCGUAACAAGUGGUGGGAAUCCAGCUGCCUUCACAGCAGAGAGAGAUGGAGUCCUCUGCAGCCCCAAGCUCUGGGUGGGCUCUUUCUUACUCUUGCAGUUGGCCUCGCGUUAGGAGUGAUUGCAGCUAUGGUGGAGCUGUCAAAUAAGAGCAGACAUGCUGCUGGACACGUCAAGAAAUCUUGUUGCUCCAUUUUCACAGAAGAAAUGUGCACCCGUCUACGUAUAAAAGAAAAUACAAGACAAAGCCAGGAGACUUCAGGGAGGGCUAAUGCUUAAAAAAAAUGCUUAAGGAAUGGGCAUAUAUUAAUGUUCUACCAUUUAUAUGUCAUAGGAGCUACAUCACUGUAGGAAGAUAAUUUUCUGCAAGACUAGAGUGUUAGUUUCCUAAUUAGAAACACAGAACUUCUGGAUUGAUGGUGGAGCUGGUUAUAGAAGAAAACCAAGCAGCCUGGAGGUAUUUAAAUUGAUAAGGACGAGAGUGCAACUGCUAGAAAUUGAGGGAGGUCAAGGUGGGGGGAAUCACAUCCAUGUUUAAUUUAGAAGUUUACUAUGAAAGUGCACGAAUGCCUGCAGGAGUAAAUGGCUUGGGACACGUUAAUACGAAGCCUAAUUAUAGAAUGAGGUACAAUCUCGGAAAUUAAAGCUUUCAUCUGACUCUUCUAAUCAAGAAUAACUGCUUCUUCAGAUUUUAAUUAUAAAUAGACUGUACUUCUGCCCUCUUCUAGGCAAAUGAUAGUGAUCAAUGCGAAGGUCGUUUCUGAGUCAGAAAGGACAUUACAGAUGCUUCCAUCCCAAUAAUGCGGGAUUUAAUUGUAUUCUACACAAAGGCCUAAAAUCUGAGAAAGGGAAGCAUUCUUAAUUCUUAAGGAACUGGAUUUAAGAAGCGUCUGUUUUCCAUCAGAAGACAGGUUUCCUUGUUUGCCUAUUGAGGACAGUCUGUCCUCAUUAACCUGACUGGGAAGUAUUUAGGAAUAAGAUUCAUAAUUCAAAUCCAAGAGCAGUAGAACGUGAACACCAGAAAACAAUCAGUUAAAGAAAGUACAAAUUCAGUAGGAAAAUGGUGAGUGAGCAACGGGCGUGUUUUGUUAUUUUCUUGCUGUCAGAGAAGAAUCUUUGAAAUUCACGGGGAACAGUUUCCUUCAGUUACAAAUUAAGUGGUUUUCUCAUUAAGCUGUUUUUCAUUGGUGGAAUGGCUGAUACGUGCACAAACUGUUUUGUAAAUUCAUGGUUCAGUCGCUGCAUUUACGUACUGCACAGCUGACAGAGCAGGGCACAAAUUCAGUUACUUAGAAGUGGUUUUAACUGGACUGUAUGGACAGAGAGACUAAUUCCUGUCUAUUAAAUAACUGAAGGAAACAGAAAUUAAUGUGUCUGUGACAGGGAUAGAGCUGGUUGUUCCUGAAUAAAGUGUUAUAGAUUCACUUUGAAUGCAGUGUAGACUUAAACUUCUGAUUACUGCUAAAUAAUUUAGUAUGGGUGCAGCCUGUCCCCCUCUCCCCACAUCAGACUGUUAAUAACAGUGGAAGCAGCAGGAGUUAAGAGUUCUCUAACUGUUGGUAGUGAUUUCAGUUAUCCACUAUGUGCUCUCACAUAACAGUUCUGUUUUAAAUGCAGCUGAAACAAAGUUCGUUAGAUUAGGAGACGGAUCAGUCCUUCAACCAAAUUAACUGCAAAGAGCAUGAGACUGUUUGGGUAAGUUUAAAAGCUGACAUGGAAAAAUACAAUGUCAGAUUCGCUUAGCACUUUAAAAACUAUUUGGUAUGUGCCAUGUCAUUGCUGGCAGAGUAGGCAGAGAUGUAUAAAAAAAGGUUUCAUUGACAUUUAAAUAUAUUUCUAUAUGAAUGUCUCACAGAACAAAAAAAUAAAGUCUUUUCAUCACAAA